Molecule: messenger RNA, 3070 nt
Organism: Sapajus apella (tufted capuchin)
Lineage: Eukaryota; Metazoa; Chordata; Mammalia; Primates; Cebidae
Product: DNA polymerase theta-like
Exons: 12
Coding region: 336-2651 (771 amino acids)
Molecular function (GO): nucleic acid binding; ATP binding
Source: RefSeq, a predicted model, not a curated record
AUCUACCUACUGGGGCAGCCCACUUUAUGAAGUUAGCAUGGCCUUCCUAUUAAAACCAGAAAUGGAUAAAAAGAGAGGGGUAAGUAUGGUUAUAACUGUAGAUUCUGUAUUCUUCCUCUUUAAUCUACGUCUCAUAUUAACUAACGGAGGCCGGAAGCCGGAAGUCUUAGACACCAGCGAGAGCCGCUCCUUCCCCACGACUCUAUGGCUUUCCUCUUUACGUCUCAUAUUCACUAACACCAGAGGCUGGAGGCCGGAAAUCUUAGACACCAGCGAGAGCGGCUUCUUCCCGACGAUUCUAUGGCUUUCGGGUUACUUAAGCCACUGAGAACUCUAUGGUUCCGGGGCGGGCCGGGAGGUUUGAGUUUGAAGACAGGCGGGAAGAUGAUGACAGCACCUGUUGGCAGGCCAGGGGUUUCCCGAGUGGGAGGACGCUGGAACUGUGGCUUGCCCUGAUCCUCCGAGAAGGGUUUGCCAUGAAUCUUCUGCGUCGGAGUGGGAAACGGCGGCGUUCAGAGUCAGGCUCAGAUUCGUUGUCGGGAAGCGGCGGUGACAGCAGUGCCAGCCCCCAGCUCCUCUCCCGGACCGUGCUGAGCCCGCCGCCGGGCCUGGGUGGCAGCCUGAAAGACCGCGGCCGUCAGUCAGCCGCAAAUGCAGGAGAAUGCAAGCCUACCGCUCCCGACUGCCAAAUAGACAAGCUACUAUUGGCAAAUUGGGGACUCCCUAAAGCAGUUCUGGAAAAAUACCACAGUUUUGGUGUAAAAAAGAUGUUUGAAUGGCAGGCAGAGUGCCUUUUGCUCGGACAAGUCCUGGAAGGAAAGAAUUUAGUCUAUUCAGCUCCUACAAGUGCUGGGAAGACUCUUGUGGCAGAAUUACUUAUUUUGAAGCGGGUUUUGGAAAUGCGGAAGAAAGCUUUGUUUAUUCUUCCCUUUGUUUCUGUGGCUAAAGAGAAGAAAUAUUAUCUCCAGAGUCUGUUUCAGGAAGUGGGAAUAAAAGUAGAUGGUUAUAUGGGCAGCAUCUCUCCAGCAAGGCAUUUCUCUUCCUUGGAUGUUGCAGUCUGCACAAUUGAAAGAGCCAAUGGUCUGAUCAAUCGCCUCAUAGAGGAAAAUAAGAUGGAUCUGUUAGGAAUGGUUGUUGUGGAUGAAUUACAUAUGCUGGGAGACUCUCACCGAGGGUAUCUGCUGGAACUUUUGCUGACCAAGAUUUGCUAUAUUACUCGGAAAACAGCAUCUUCUCAGGCAGAUUUAGCCAGUUGUCUGCCUAAUGCUGUGCAAAUUGUUGGCAUGAGUGCUACCCUUCCUAAUUUGGAGCUUGUGGCUUCCUGGUUGAAUGCUGAACUCUACCAAACUGACUUUCGUCCGGUACCGCUUUUGGAGUCAGUAAAAGUUGGAAAUUCCAUAUAUGACUCUUCAAUGAAACUUGUGAGGGAAUUUGAACCCAUGCUACCAGUGAAGGGAGAUGAGGACCAUGUUGUUAGUUUAUGUUAUGAGACAAUUCGUGAUAACCAUUCAGUAUUACUUUUUUGUCCAUCAAAGAAAUGGUGUGAGAAGCUGGCAGAUAUUAUUGCUCGUGAGUUUUAUAAUCUGCAUCAUCAAGCUGAGGGAUUGGUGAAAUCCUCAGAAUUCCCACCAGUAAUUCCAGAACAAAAAGACCUCCUGGAAGUGAUGGAUCAGUUAAGACGUUUGCCUUCAGGACUGGACUCUGUAUUACAGAAAACUGUACCAUGGGGAGUAGCAUUUCAUCAUGCAGGUCUUACUUUUGAGGAGAGGGAUAUCAUUGAAGGAGCCUUUCGUCAAGGUCUCAUUCGGGUCUUGGCAGCAACUUCUACUCUUUCUUCUGGGGUGAAUUUACCUGCACGUCGUGUGAUUAUUCGAACUCCUAUUUUUGGUGGUCGACCUCUAGAUAUUCUUACUUAUAAGCAGAUGGUUGGUCGUGCUGGCAGGAAAGGAGUAGAUACCAUAGAACUAUAUUGGGAUUUUGCAAAUGCAUGUCUUUCGGUUAUAGGUGAGAGUAUCUUAAUUUGUAAGAACUCUGAGAAAUCAAAAGGCAUAGCUCUCCUUCAGGGAUCUCUAAAGCCUGUUUGCAGCUGUCUGCAAAGACGAGGAGAAGAAGUGACGGCCAGCAUGAUACGAGCUAUUCUGGAGAUAAUAGUUGGUGGAGUGGCAAGUACAUCACAAGAUAUGCAUACUUAUGCUGACUGUACAUUUUUGGCUGCAAGUAUGAAGGAAGGGAAGCAAGAAAUUCAGAGAAAUCAAGAGUCUGUUCAGGUUGGAGCAAUUGAGGCCUGUGUCAUGUGGCUGCUAGAAAAUGAAUUCAUCCAGAUUACAGAAGCCAGUGAUGGAACAGAAGGAAAGGUGUAUCAUCCAGCACAUCUUGGUUCGGCUACUCUUUCUUCUUCACUUUCUCCAGCUGAUACUUUAGAUAUUUUUGCUGACCUGCAAAGAGCAAUGAAGGGCUUUGUUUUAGAGAAUGAUCUUCAUAUUGUCUAUCUGGUAAGUUCUGUUGUCUUAACGAUUAUGUUUGUGAAAAUAGGGAGAAAAAAUAGAUAUAGAAUCCUGAACAUCAAAGAUACCCUAACAUCUUGUCUGUUUUCCUUGACUAGGUUAGUACUGGUGGGAAUAGAGAAGAAGGAAAGAAGACAAUUGUUUUAAAAUAACAAUCUAAAUGUUCUAGUUACCUUUAAUUUAUUUUCUACAACUUCCUUUCAAAAAGAUUUGAGUUGGUUCAUAAAAAUAUAUAUAUUUUACAAUAUAUAAAAGAACAGCAAAAGAGAAUGGGAUAUCAGAAAAUUAAAGAUAAGAUCAUGAUAUAAAACUCAAGCAAAGGUUGGGACACAAACAUGCAUGCCAUUAAGUCAUGUCCAGUGCUGGUGUCAACUUUGAUUCUGGGUUUUCUAGCAACUAAAACAAAGAGGGAAGCUUGAUUAGUCUUAAUAUUCGUAAAAUAAAAAAACGAAACAAGUUUAGGAAAAGCAUUGCAUUUUGCUGCAUAAGAAAUUUAGUCCUAUAAGGAUACUUUGCAACUUAACAUGGUUGGUAAAAAUCUCUAUAAUAAAUGCAAUAAGUAAUUU